This is a messenger RNA of Corylus avellana, 2208 nucleotides long. Lineage: Eukaryota; Viridiplantae; Streptophyta; Magnoliopsida; Fagales; Betulaceae. The record is from RefSeq and is a predicted model, not a curated record.
CAGUCUGACAUUAUAAUUGUAAAAGAACAAUGUUGAAGAUCACUCUCUAUUAAUUCUAAGAUGAUGAGAAAAAAAUAAAAUUCUCUGAUUGAUUUGGGUUAAAACAUAUAUACCUAGAGAGAAAUACAGAGAGAGAUGGUGAUUGAGAUUUUUAGGCCUUUCCUUCACAACCAUGUGUUGUCGCUGAGUGAAAAGAAGAGAGAAGAUAAGGUUUUAUGCAAGGGAUGCAAUGAACAUUGCGAUGAAGGUCCGAUCUACAGUUGCAGGAAAUGCGACUUCAACCUGCACGAAUCAUGUGCAAAGCUACCGCAGGAGUUGCACAACCCCCUUCUUCACCCACACCCUCUUUCCCUAGAAUUCGCAGAAUACGGUGGGCUUGGGAGUUACUGUAGAGCUUGUGGCGACGAUACUCUCCGGGCGGGGUUAAUCUUCCGCUGCGACAAGUGCAAGUACUUCAGGGUUCAUGUUAAGUGCGCUUUUAUAAGGCCAGCGAUAGAAGAAGGGGAGGAGGAGGCAGUUGUUGUUGGUACACAUUCUAGCCACCGCCAUCAUCCAUUGCUACCCUUGGAGAACAUACCUGCCCAUCUCAUUAACUGCAGCGUAUGUGGAAAAUACUGCUCGGACCCGAAGACCUAUGGUUGCCUCCCAUGUGGCUUCUUUCUCCAUCCCUCGUGUUUUAAGUUGCCGGAAGAGAUUUUCCAUCCCUUUCAUCCAUACCAUCCUCUCACCCCAAAACGAUUCGAAAUUUCUAAAAGAUUCUCCAUAGAUCACUCCAGAUAUGGAGACUCCAUAAUCAUCAUUAAUCAUGAUGAUAAUGUUAAAUGCAAUGCCUGUCGCGAGGAUAUCCCGUGGGACACAUUCGCCUACGUUUGUGAGUGUAAGAUUAAAUGUAGCUUUUGCUUACAAUGCGCUAGUGUGAUAAUGCCUGCCAUAACAUACCAUGGCCACGAUCACCUUCUACUAUUCAAUGACAAUAUUAGAAAGAUCGAGUGCAGCGCUUGCAACAAAUCCAGUGCUUGUGAAUCAUAUGGCGGUUUCCGUUGUCUGUAUUGUGAUUGCAAUCUCCAUCUUACGUGUGGUCCAUUACCAUCUACCAUUAAACACAAAUCCCACAUACAUCCCCUUAUUCCCACGCAUUCUCUUGCUGAACAUGAAGAUGAGACACAAGAUGAAUUCUACUGCGAUGCUUGUGAGGAAGAAAGAGACCCAUUCUUACCCAUCUAUUCUUGCGCCGAAUGUCAUUUUGUUGCUGAAAUUUCUUGCGUCAUCUCAGAGGUAAAAUCAAGGCUAAAUGGAGAUUAUGGAGAUGUAGAGUUGAGGAAUCCUCUUGGUCAGUUUGGUAAGGUGAUCAUUACCAGAGAUGCGGCAAAAGAGUUUGUGCCAAAGGAAGAUCAAAAUUCGACUUCAACUUGGAGGAAUUAUUUUACUUUUAGUGAGGACGAGAAUAAGGAGCAGAAUCGCAUAGCGGAUAGUAUAAAGGAAGCAACUACUGCUGAAAAGAUAGAAGCUUAUGACCAUGAGGAAAUUAUACUGUUUUCUGAAAAGGCUUAUACACAUUUCAUAGAUUUUCUUAAUCAUUCUCAGGCUUCUCAUAGCAGGUUUCCUUAUUAUUCUCUUAGAAACGAAGAGGUUGUCAAUGUUGGGGAUUACAUGACUACUCGAAAGUUGGCCCCUAUCUUGAACCACUUGCUUUCUAACCAUGGGGAUAUUGGUGCCCAAUCCACGUUAAGUCCCAAGCUGAAAUCGCAUUACUUUUGCAGGUUAUGUGAGUGCAUAGAUCGCAUGAGAAACACCAAAGUUGUGGAUAUCACUGAUGAUAUACUUCUCAACUGGUGGACAUGCUUGAAAACCUUGCAAUUUGCAGGAUUUAAAAUUGAAUUUGUCUUUGAUCGUUUGAAGAGAGUUACACAUGCUCAUUUUGGUCUUUAUGUCGAAAAGCAAGUUGACAGUGUUGUUGAUCAACUCGAUAGAGAUAUUGAAAAGCUUGAGGCACUUACAAGGAAACGUGAGCGCAUAAAAUCUGCAAAAUCUGCAAAAUCUCUGCUAAUUGAGGAAUGUUUGAGAGAGGCUUAUGUACUGAGAAACGGUAAAGCAAUUACGUCUAGGCUACUAUAGAUGUCAACAUUGUUAAACGUCUAUUUCUAUGCAUGUAUGUUUUGGUCUUUUAUAUUAGUUUGUCUUAUGAAUCAAGAAGUUAUAUAGUUGCUA